Messenger RNA from Marchantia polymorpha subsp. ruderalis, 2454 nucleotides. Lineage: Eukaryota; Viridiplantae; Streptophyta; Marchantiopsida; Marchantiales; Marchantiaceae. The record is from the annotation of a GenBank genome assembly.
GCGGGGACCAUGUUCCGGGACCCGUUGUCGCCUUGCUGCUGCUGCUGAGGAGGAGGCGGCUAAAUUUGAGAAGUUGCGGGUUCGGCAUCGUUCGAUUUGGAGGAGGAGCGCCAUGGUAGCAGCAGUGCAGUUAGGAGGAGGAGGAGAGACGGCGGAAGGACACGAGGUGAGCUGUCCGCGGGGCGAGCUUCGUUCUGUGGUGUUGGGCGGAUGGAUGGCAGCGGGCUUGGUUGCUGAUGAGAAAUAGACGUGCAGUUGUGGCAGGUGAAAGCUCGCGGGCAGAGUCAGAGUAGUGGAAGAGGAGCGACGGAGGCUCUGGCCCGAGCGAUUGUGCUGGGGCCCGAUUGGAGCUCUGUUUGGAGGAGGAGGAGGAGGAGGAGGAGAGGAAAGGAGUCGUGGCGGAGGGCAGCACAUGACUGUGACGUCGAAGAGGAGGUGGAGGACGCAGUGAUAGGCGAGGAAUCAUGGGAUUCGGAACAGGUGCCCUGGUCUUGCAGCAGACUUCCGUAGCUGCUCCUAGAUUUGCCAGCAUUUCGCAGGUGAAUGGCUCCAGCCUCGACGCAUUUCGGAAUGGCGCGGAUCUUCCUCUCUGCUCCCAUCUUCAAAGCCAUAGGAACGGCAUAGCUCAAGGAUCGGGCCAGGCAGGGUUUGCGACAACGCGUUCCAGCAACAAAUUGCUUCAGACUCGCAUUGACUCGGAAACUUCUCGCGUUGUGGCGAAAAUUCGCAAGGGCAAGAAGAGCGCAGAAACUGAAUACCCUUGGCCAGAGAAGCUCAAAGGAGAUGAACAAGAAGGUUACUUGGAAUUUCUCUCCGGAUUCAAGCCUCUUCCUACCAAGCCUAAACCUGUCACCCUUCCGUUCGAGCGACCUCUCGUCGACCUCGAGAACAAAAUUGAUGAGGUGCGAGAGCUUGCAAAUAAGACGGGCAUGGAUUUCAGCGAGCAAAUCAAGGAGCUGGAGCAGAAAUACGAUCAAGUUCGUCGCGAUUUGUAUCUGCAUCUGACCCCGGUUCAAAGACUCAGUGUCGCGCGCCACCCGAACAGGCCGACGUUCUUAGACCAUGUUCUGAACAUUACCGACAAGUGGGUAGAGCUCCACGGAGAUCGGGGUGGAUAUGACGACCCAGCGUUGGUGUGCGGUAUUGGGAAGAUCGAAGGAAUGAGUUUCAUGUUCAUGGGUCACCAGAAGGGUCGUAACACGAAGGAGAACAUCUACCGGAACUUCGCUAUGCCGACGCCUAAUGGUUAUAGGAAGGCUUUAAGAAUGAUGAGACAUGCGGACCACCACGGGUUCCCCAUUCUCUCUUUCAUUGAUACACCGGGAGCUUACGCCGGUAUCAAAGCCGAAGAACUUGGUCAAGGAGAGGCCAUCGCACACAAUCUGCGUGAGAUGUUCGGGCUUAGGGUUCCAAUCAUCACCACUGUCAUUGGUGAGGGAGGCUCUGGUGGAGCUCUGGCCAUUGGUUGUUGCGACAAGAUGAUCAUGCUCGAGAAUGCUGUUUACUACGUAGCAAGCCCGGAAGCCUGUGCGGCUAUUUUAUGGAAGACAGCGGCUGCAGCUCCAAAAGCAACAGAGGCCCUACGCAUUACUGGAAUGGAGCUUAUGAAAUUGGACGUUGUCGAUGAAGUUAUCCCAGAACCACUGGGAGGAGCCCAUUCUGAUCCAGUGUUGACAUCAAAGAAUAUCAAAGCAACUAUCUUGAAGUACAUGAAGGAGUUGUUGAAGCUGGACCCUGAGACCUUGAUGAAACAGCGAGUUGCAAAGUUCCGACAAAUGGGUGCUGUCGAGGAAGGAGUAGAAGUAGAUGCACACAUCAAGCGCAACAUGAAGAAGCGCGAAGCACCAUUGGGCAGUGAGGAUCCCAGAUUGCUCACGAGCGGACUGCAACAAUCACUCGAUGUCAAAAUCAGUGCCGUCGAAGGAACCACAAGUCACGUGAAUGCUUCUGCCACUCGAUCGGUCGAAUAGGAAUUUUAGGGACAUAGGUGUUUCUUUUCUGUUCGGGUUUCCUCUACUCCGAGAGGUCUGUACUCUAGUGAGAUUAAAAAGCAAGACAUGAAAAGUCAUUAGCUCAAUACUUUAGACAUUAUUUGACAGGGCUCUAUCCUGAAUGACUGUUAGAAAGGGAUCCCACAACUCACCCUUGUCUUCAUCGACCAUAGAGAAGCAUUCCACUUGACAUGAACUUGAUUGAAACUGGAAUGGUGCAGGCCUACUUCGUCUUCGACAUGCAAGUAAAUUGAUAGGUUAGCAAUGUACACCUGGCUUCCAUAGUUAUAUAGGGGCAAGUGGCCCUGGGAUUAUGAAGGUCCCCACAUGCUCUGAUAGUUACGCCAAUGUAUGAGGCUACAUGUACAACAAUAGGCCGGCACAAUUUUUUUAGAGUUAAAUGCUCAGCGGCCAAGGAGGUUGCCGUCAAAUAAUUUGAAUGGAUAAAGAAUCUGUUGUCCUG